AUGCUGUCACGGGUUGUCCGGCGCCGACUGGCACCUAUUGCGAGGACGAGCCUUUCCACCGAAUCGAGAAUCGCGCCGACCAGGUGCCUCCAGAGAAGAUGGUUGACACCGGCUCCCAGGCCUGGAGAUGGGCCGCUCAUGUCCCGAAGAGCGGAUCGUGAGCUUCCAGAUGUCGCCCAGAUCGGCUUCCGCUGGCGCCGCACCAUGCCCAUCUUCGUCGCCCUCAUCGCCAUCGCCUCGGCCGCCAUGUUCAACUACCAGAAGUCGUCGUCGCCCGUCAUCGCCUCGACCAUGUACGCCCUGCGCACGAGCCCGCGCGCCCGCGAGGUCCUGGGCGAGGAGAUCUACUUCAAGCACCAGAUCCCCUACAUCCACGGCGAGAUGAACCAGAUGAAGGGCCGCAUCAACAUCUGGUUCACCGUCAAGGGGACCCGGGGCUGGGGCACCAUGCGCUUCGUGAGCAACCGGCCCACGCACCGGGGCAUGUUCGAGACCUCCGAGUGGAGUCUCGAGACUGAGGACGGCCGGACGAUCAACCUCUUGGAGGGUGGUGACCCCUUCAGGGGACUGCUCACCGAUGAGGAUGAUCAGGCGUUCGAGGCGGAGGAGGCUUCGAGGAGGGGUUUCAGACAGCAGGGUGCCCUCAAUCGGUGA
Messenger RNA from Clonostachys rhizophaga, 654 nucleotides. The record is from the annotation of a GenBank genome assembly. Lineage: Eukaryota; Fungi; Ascomycota; Sordariomycetes; Hypocreales; Bionectriaceae.